Molecule: messenger RNA, 1319 nt
Organism: Trichoplusia ni (cabbage looper)
Lineage: Eukaryota; Metazoa; Arthropoda; Insecta; Lepidoptera; Noctuidae
Product: box C/D snoRNA protein 1
Exons: 5
Coding region: 84-1172 (362 amino acids)
Biological process (GO): box C/D snoRNP assembly; snoRNA localization; maturation of LSU-rRNA from tricistronic rRNA transcript (SSU-rRNA, 5.8S rRNA, LSU-rRNA)
Cellular component (GO): pre-snoRNP complex; nucleus
Source: RefSeq, a predicted model, not a curated record
UGACAGUCAGAGACAGAUUCGACACUUGUCAAAACAAAGCUUGUAAAUAGUUGUAAAAUUUAAAAAAUAUAAUAAAAAUAACAAUGCCAUCAUCUGAUAGUGAAUCUGAUCAGGAAAAUGAAAUCAACAGACUUGGUGAUUGCGAAGUUUGUGGAGCCAAUAAGGCUAAAUAUACAUGUCCGAAGUGUGAAGUAAAGACAUGCUGUUUAGAUUGUGUGAGGAUACACAAAAAGGAAUUGGAAUGCGACGGUAUCAGAGACCGCACAAAGUUUAUUAGAGUCAAAGAUUUCACAGACACAGACUUACUGAGCGACUAUAGGCUGCUGGAGGAGUGCGCACGUUUCGUGUAUUCAGUUAAAAAUGAUGAGAAGAAGAAAUACACCAGACUUGAUAAAGACUUGCCAAUACAAUUAUACAAACUGAAAUUGGCAGCAAGACAGAGGGGUAUAGUUUUACAAUUCUUAGCACAGAAUUUUACAAGACACAAAGUAAAUACUUCAAGGUACAUAAGCAAGUACAAUGUUAUCAACUGGCGAGUUGAGUGGGUGUUCCCCAAUGUGGAGUGUGAUACACUCAAGUUUGUGGAUGACAAGUGCCGGGAGGAGAAGAGGCUGUCUGAGCUGCUGGACAAGUAUCUGAACCCUGAUGCCUUGCCAUUUGAAGGGUCUAAAGCUUUAACUUACUAUAAAUCAGUUGGAUUUAGUGGAGUCAAGAUUUUAUUGAAAGCUGAGAAAGUCAAAGGGUCAGCAAAAAAAUUCUUUGAACUUGAUGCUACAGAAUCUUUGGGUGAAAAUUUAACUGGGAAGUGCAUAGUGGAGUUCCCCAUCAUAUUUGUGGUCCUCAAGGACCAUGCCUAUAACUUUGAAAUCAUUACACCAGAAGAUGAAUUUGAUCUUGAAGAAAAUAAAAAUCAGGUACUAGCCUUAAACACAGCUAGUGGAACAAAAGAAGUUCCAGAUGGUAAUGGAAUCAACAGCAUAACAGGAGGAGGAGAACAGUCAAGAAAGCGACCUCGGCAGUUAUUAACAGAAAAAAUUGCUCAUGAGAAGAAACUAGAAAUAGAAAAAGAAAUGAAAGCGGAUAGAAAGAAAAGGCCAAAGAACCUAUUGUUCACCACUGGCUACUCUUCAGAGGAGAGUAUAGAUGUUAGUGAUGAGGAAGAAAAAGGUUAGUCUUAAGGUCAUAGAGUUGCAAUAGAUACUAGAGGAAGUAGAGAGGAGAUAAGUUUUAAUAAUACAGGCAAUUUAUUGUACAGCUUCAUGUAGUUUAAGUUCUUAAGUGUAAUCUUUUAUAAAAAUAAAAUACCACAAUCAUUAUGA